Molecule: messenger RNA, 2002 nt
Organism: Dalotia coriaria
Lineage: Eukaryota; Metazoa; Arthropoda; Insecta; Coleoptera; Staphylinidae
Exons: 6
Coding region: 118-1311 (397 amino acids)
Cellular component (GO): plasma membrane; postsynaptic density membrane
Molecular function (GO): ligand-gated monoatomic ion channel activity; signaling receptor activity
Source: RefSeq, a predicted model, not a curated record
AACAAAAAUCUAACAAUAAAUUAUUUCCGUAAAGAAAUUCAUGAACGUCGAAGAGAUCUUCAAGGAUUAUUCUUCAGAGUAUCUUCAGUUGUAGAACUUAAUGAAUCCAUAGCGUAUAUGGGCACUUUUAAAUUCCGUGAUGUUGAUGCUCUGUCAAAAAGAAACUACGGUACAUUUAUAUGCCUAAUGCAUGCGUUAAACCUAACCUACAAAAUAGUAUGGAAAGAAUCCUAUGGUUAUUUUAACAAAACAACCAAAAAGUGGAAUGGAGUUGUUCAGGAUCUCAUCACAGGAUAUUCAAAUCUCAGUGGUACACCUUUACUGAUGAAUAAUGACCGUUUACCAUACGUAGACUUCUUAAGUGACAUCACACAAAAACUAGACAUAAAUUUCAUUCUGAAGCGACCACCAGUGUCAGAAGUACGUGAUAUAUUUGAUAUAGCAUUUCAUAAACACGUUUGGUAUUCACUGUUUCCAACAUUUUUGCUUUUAACUGCCGGAGUUGCAUUUGUUUUAUUUAUUGAAACACGCUACUUUGGAGGGCCUAAUAGAGCACCUGGAGAUGCUUUCUUGAUAUUACUGGAAGCAGUCUGUCAACAAGGAACUUUAACACUUGUAGUAACAGCAGGUGGCGCCAUCUUAUUCUUUGUAGUAUUCAUGAUAUUUAUGCUCUUUUACACUGCGUAUGCAGCAAAUAUUGUUGGUUUACUUCAAAGUACAAGAACCGUAGAUGAUUUAGAAACAUUCCUGCAGAGUUCCUUUCAAGCUGGGGCAGAAGACACGCAUUAUAUGUAUUUUUACAUGAAGGAAGCAAGAGGUGCAAUUAGAAAGGAAAUAUACCGGACCAAAAUCGGUGAUAAAGGUUUCUAUCCAAUGAAAGAAGGCUUGGAAAGAGUUAUGAAAGGUGGUUUUGCUUUUAAUAUCCUGUCAACGCCUGCGUGGUUUUAUUUAACUAAAUAUUAUGAUGAAAGUGAUGUUUGUAGUCUUCAAACAUUACGUGGUGAUUAUAUUCCUUCACAAUUGGGAUACGUACCUAUUCCUAAGGGUUUAGUACAUAAAGAAAUCUUGAAAAUUGCUUCGAUUCGUGUUGCUGAAUAUGGUUUACAUUACCGCAACUACAUUCGUUAUAUUCUAAGACCAAAAUGUACAAGCAUCCCGCCAUCUUUCAAAGGAAUCGAAAUCACAGACGUAAAACGGCCAUUUUUAAUAAUCGUCGGAGGAGUUGUUCUCUCUAUAUCAAUAAUAUCACUAGAAAUAUUAUACAACAAAGUAAAAAAUCGCCUACGAUUGAGAAAAAAUGCGUUUAUAUAAAAUCGCACAAACACAAUCAAUAUGAUUAACUAGUACAGCUCGAAAACGAUUAAAAUAUCAAUUAAAACCAAUUCAUGUACUCGUAGAAAGUGCAAGCAAAAACUCUUACUUGCCGUAUUUGUACGCAGCUACGUAACGUACUACUACGACAAGCAAUAUUCAAUAAUAACUAGAAUUGUAUCUAGGUUAAGUUCAAAAUUUAGAACGUUGCAUACAGCGUGUUGCCGAAACAAGAUCACAACUUUCUUUCACUUAACUCUGGUGUAUGCGGAGUAUGAGUGAAUUCUGUCAAACGGCAUCGAACUUGUUUCCGCAUAUUUGUGACUUGAACACUCAUACUUACGUCACUCAUUAAACCGCCAUAACUUGACUUACUUCGCGACCGGCUGUCAAACACAUUAUGCAACACAACAUACACCAGCGUAUGAGUGUGUAUGUAAGUAGGCAAGCAAGGUGAGAGCGAAAGCAAGCGUUCGAGAUUUUAACCACCGAAUGAAAUGGGUGAUUAAUUAUUUAUCCGUGCAAAGUACGCCCAUAUUUUAGCACCGCCAUUAAUUUAUGGCUUGUUAGCCGCGCAAUUAUGAUCCGGAGAUAAAUAUAUUGUAUGUACUUGCGAUUUUAUUGAUGUCAGAAACAUUUAUUGCUUGCUUUUUUAGUUGUGUAGGAAAAUUAAAUGUUUCUGAGUGAAUUU